AAAAGAUUCGAUAUGUUUUGCAGAAUUAUAUAUACGAAAAAAGAAAAAAGUUAAUUACCAGAGACAACUCAGCAAGUACUAAUUUCUUUUUCCACUGAAACCCCAGCAGCUCAUUUUCAUAGGCAAGAAUUAUUUUGUUGAACUCAAUGGUUGGAACAGGGUUUGAAGAGAUCGAUCCCAAAGCAUUUUUUAGUAGCAGUUCGUCGAUGGAGGAUUUUGGGGAACCAAGUUCCGAUGGGACGAACUCCUAUCAAGAUCUUGAAGCAAGUUUGAAAAUGGAAAUUCCUUCACCGGAAUUAUUGAAUUCUAUCGAUUCACUACUGUCUUUUGAUCCAUCAAUGCUAAAUCAGACAACUGGCACUCAGUUUACUGGACAACAAUAUGAUCAACAUGCAACAUCUAGUAUGAUGGCGUAUAUUAAUGAAGCAAACAUGCACUUAGGGCAGCAAGGUUUAGAUAUAUCCUUAAGUAGAAGGUCCAAAAUAAAUGAUGCUGAAGUUUUGACAGAUGACAAGGUUGCAAGGAAAAGACAGAGGGAUAGAGAUUACAGAGAAAGAUGCAAGAAACAGAGAAUGGAAAUGAAGGACAAUCUAGAGGCACUUGGUGAAGAAAAUGAACAUUUGGAGAAGGAGAAUGAAUCUUUAAAGGGGGAAAAUGCUUUGAUGAAUCAAACUUUAGAAUCACAAGCAGAAGAGAUUAAACAACUUAGAAAUGAUCUCAAUAAUACGAAGUUUGAGCAUGAGAAGCAAAAUAUUCUGGUACAGAUACUUUCAUCAGAACUUCUAGCCAACCCUGACCUUCAACAUGAAAAUCAAAACCUCAAAGAUGAAAAUGUUAGAUUGAGGAAUGAAGUCGACAUUAAGGAUUACUCAUCACAGCUUAUAAAGGAGAAUGGAAGCCUGCGAAUUGAAAAUAUGGUACUCAGGGUGCAAAAUGGUGCUCUAUGUGAGAAGAUUGCCAAUGAUAGUUGUUAGAACAAGUAAAAUUGAAGUUUACUUACUUCUAUUGAAUUUUUGUUGAUAAUGCAUUUAUAAUACUCGUAUAUAAUUUAAUGUUAUUUUCAAAUAUAUAUAUAUGGAGAAGGUUGAUUGAAUCACUGUUGAAAACAGUGUAAAGAUUUCUUAUGAA
Theobroma cacao (cacao) is the source of this 1128-nucleotide messenger RNA. RefSeq lists its product as uncharacterized. The record is from RefSeq and is a predicted model, not a curated record. NCBI's taxonomy places the organism in Eukaryota, Viridiplantae, Streptophyta, Magnoliopsida, Malvales, Malvaceae.